This is a messenger RNA of Strongylocentrotus purpuratus (purple sea urchin), 3850 nucleotides long. RefSeq lists its product as uncharacterized. The record is from RefSeq and is a predicted model, not a curated record. The coding region runs from base 12 to 1619 and encodes 535 amino acids. The transcript has 5 exons. Lineage: Eukaryota; Metazoa; Echinodermata; Echinoidea; Camarodonta; Strongylocentrotidae.
UAUCCUCCUCAAUGUUCUUCUCCUCCUUUUCUCCUUCAUUUCAUUCCUCUUUCUCACUACCUCCCUCAUCCUCUUCCUCUUCCCUAUCUUCAUCCCUCUUAUACUCUUCGUUUUCAUCCCGAACUCUCGAACCAUUUGUCCCCAUGAUGACAUCAAGUGUAUCAACCGAGACAGCGAUGCCAACAUUACAAACCGUUAUAGAUUGUGGAGGGUUGAUCUACUUCGCAUCGACUGACCUGCUGACGAUAGAGUCUCCCAACUACCCUAACCCAUAUCCGCCAAAUCUCCACUGCUUAUGGAGUGUACAUGGAACCCAAGGUUCUACAAUCAAGGGUACAUUCAUCAGUUUUCAUUUACACACUUCAUCUGCAUCCCUCGCUGUCUAUGAUAGGCUUGGUGAUGAUGAUGCGACUCGGAUUCUCUCUGCGACUGGUUUUGUGAUACCGCCCUCAUUCACAGCAUCUCAAGCUAUCAAUGUGGUCUUCACUACUGGACCAAUCACACAACAGAGUGGUGGCUUUUCACUCGUUCUGGUGCUAACAGCUGUAUGCAGUCCGACUGUCUGUCAUAAUGAUGGUGCAUGUUUGGAAACAAGUGAGGGCAUUGUGUACUGCGUCUGUCAACCUGGAUUUACGGGAAUAACAUGUGAAAGUCGUGAAAGUGAGACCAUCUCGAAUAACAACCUAUCCAGUACAGGAUCGCUUCAUGUAGAGACAUGGGCCAUAGUCCUGAUCAGUGUGGUAGUCAUUCUCCUCGUCAUCCUGGCAAUCGUUGUCUGGUUAGUACACCACCGACAGCCAUGUCGAGGACCCAUUGUUGCUGACUACCACGCUUGGCAGCUUCACAAGAUCUCCGCAAUACCCGCCAUGGGCCCUGAUUCACAAACAUCUAGUCCUAGAGACGACACUAACAUUGAACCAACACCGAUGAUUAGACGCAAAGAUCCAUCACCUAUCGCUCGUAUCGCCCCAAUACAUUCAGAGUCUGAUAUAGAGCCGACAUUGAACAGCGCUGAUCGAGGUCGCCUUGGUGACAUCGAUGGGAGUCCAUGGUUACCUACCAGGAGAAUGUUCCGUCACAUCAAAUGGAAUUCAAGUCAUUCACCAAAUCAUUCUUACAAAAUAGCUCAAUCACUCAAUCCAAGCGACGAUGAUGCCAUGAACGACACCGUGCUUGAAACUAUGCUCGACAAAAAAGAGGUGUACCAUCCUGACUUCCAUAUCGAUUUCAAUGAUGACGAGGACGAGGACGACGUCGAAAACGAUGACGAAAUCGGAAAUGAGGAUGGAGUAAUAAACGAUUCCAAGAUCGAAAAAGAGCAUGAAGUAGAAACCGACGACGACGUAGGAAAUGACAACGUUGAAAGCAAUGAUGAUGUCGAAAACGAUGAUGUAAACAAUGACCAUGCUGAAUAUGUUGUAAAUGACGAUGACGUUGACGAUAAAGAAGAGGAUGUUGAUGGAGAUGCUAAGGAUGAUGCUUCUAGCAUGGGGCUUGAUGUUGAUGGAGAUGCUAAGGAUGAUACUUCGAGUAUGGGGCUUGAUGAGUUCAUGAUUGAUAUGCUAAGAAAGAAAGACGAGGAAACAGAGAAGAUUGAGCACACCUUGACUAGACUUUAGAUUAGACUUUAGAUUAGACAGAGGGUUAAUUGGCACCAUGACAUAGCAUACAGCCACUCAGACGUUUCCAUCCAUUACACCGUGUGAUCUCGUAUUAAGACAGUUAUUGUAAAUGGAGAGAAAAGAUGAGCCUGAAAUUCAUACAGAUUGUUUGCACCUUUAAAUAAAGACCAGCAUUUCAUUGAAUGGGCGACCGACCAGAAAGGCAAUAUCUAACAAUGGCGAAACAAUCAAAGUUAUAGCGUCAACUAAGAACAAUAAUUCUUCAUUGGCUUACAUCAUUUUUUAUAUUAUUAUUUUAUUUCAUUUUUUUUGUUUUUUUGUUUCAGUUCACUUUGAAAAUUAAGGACCACCACUGAUUCACUUAUGCUAAUAAGCAUGAUUUUCAGCAGAAACCGAUCCACAAUUCUUUAAAGGAGAAACAGUUUUUUUCGUAAUGGCUUUUGACAACCAAAAGAAGUUAUCACAUUUAUAGGUGCUAGUUUACUUGGAUAACCCCUGACAAGCAAAUAAAACGGGGAGUCAGAUACUUUCAGGUGGCUGUGGGGUAUAAGCUUUGAAAGGGCGGUGCACAAUAACACACGAGAGACAUAUUAAGCUGCACUUGGUUUUAAAAAAUACAAGAGCCGAUAUGAUGGAUUGUGCCUCUCCCUGGUGGAAACUACUGGAAAGUUUCCUCAUAAUCCGACUAAAAGACUUAAAAUCCCUCACAAAUUUGGUAUGUUGAAAUAAGACUGUUCACAAGAGUCGUCGGGAAAACAUUUUGUAAUUCAGGGACCUGUAUUUUAAAUCAAAACAAAUCAAUCGCAACUUAGAAUUAAUUGCAACUGUGUCUUUUAAAGAUACGAGUUGCGAUUAGCAUUAAGUUGCAAAUGAUUUAAAUAAAUCGCAAUUCUUUAUAAUACAGGUCCCUGGUGGGUGAAAAGUUAUAUUGUGUAAUUGUUUUAACCGUGACAUAAAUGUUACAUUGUGUGGGCACUGUUUUAUAUUGGUGAAGGCUCUUCACUCUCAUAAUAGAGGUUUUAGGUUCGAUCCUCGCUCGGUACUUACACCCUUGGAGAAUGUGUCGUUUGUCCGUUUCUGCCAUAUAUAUCGAAAUUGAUCUCUAACCGGGUGUAAACGAGUACAUGGCAAUGUAGGGCCCUCAGGAAGAGGUGUAUUAAUGCUGAUAUGCCUACCCUGACUAAGUAAGGCAUUAUUGUUACUAUUCAUGUAUUAGUGUUUUAUAUGGAACUAUAAUCUAAUGCUUUAAAUUAAAUCAUGUUUAAAUUAUAUUUCUAUUUCAUAAGCUUAUCAGUCAGUUCUAGACUGAUGCACAUGAAUAUUUUGUAAAGAUACUUUACAAGUCUUAUGUUUGAAAUGUUGUGAAUCCAAUUUUACUGUGUAAAAGAAUGAAAAGUAUAUGUAUGUUACUUCAAAUUUGGAUGUUACUUAAAUUUCGUUUGGAGUAAUUCAUGAUUCAACAAUAUUUCUAUCAUGUUGAGUAUUUUGUCCACAGAAAUAUAUAUUUCUUUAAAGAUUUGUAAUUGAUGUAUAGUAUUUCGAAGACCCGAGGACAGAUACAAAAUGUGUUUAAUAAUACAGUCCGUUUAAUAGACUGCAAUGAAGUUGUUUCAUUUCUUCAGGAACUCAUCAAUUCCUAAUGAACAUUAUAGGCAUGGCUGUUUUGCUGUUAAAUGCGUGGUAUCUCCUAAUACCAAAAUUGAUAAAUAAUGGGAACUUUACAUUUUGUGCAAUAAAGUGUGAUAAAAGGCUUACAUUUAUUUUCUAAAUGUAACAAUUUUAUCAAGACGUCUAGGAUGCAAUAGAUUUCAAUUGAUAAUCUACUAUUGACUCUAAAACAUCACAAUUUUCCUUUGUUUGUAUUACAAAACUUAGUUUCUGUUUAAUUUCUUUCAAAUCCAAUAUUGUGCUUUGCUUUACACAUCCUCGUGUAUCUUUGUAUAAUUAAUUUAAAUAUUUUUGUAUUUUACACUACAUUACAAUGAUACAUCAACUGAUUUUCAGCAAAGUAUUUGAGUUAUCUUUUACUUCUACUUUGCAUAAUCAUAAACGUUUUGUUUUCAAAGCUUUACACUUCUAUUAAAGUAUGAUUUUGAUUUGUAAUGUUUAUAUACUUCAAAUAGCGACUUAUCAAGUCUUUUUUUUAAAUAGAUGAUCCUAUUUCAUGUCCCUUUUUCGUUGUAAACAUUGCGCAAUUAUCUUUAAUAAACCAAUUAAUUUGAACUGAA